Molecule: messenger RNA, 1425 nt
Organism: Penicillium canescens
Lineage: Eukaryota; Fungi; Ascomycota; Eurotiomycetes; Eurotiales; Aspergillaceae
Product: nucleoside phosphorylase domain-containing protein
Exons: 2
Coding region: 1-1425 (474 amino acids)
Biological process (GO): nucleoside metabolic process
Molecular function (GO): protein binding; catalytic activity
Source: RefSeq, a predicted model, not a curated record
AUGAAGCACGAAGACUACAAGGUCGGAUGGAUCUGCACCCUGCCUACAGAGCUUGCGGCUGCCGCCUGCAUGUUGGAUGAACGCCAUGAUGUUUUGCCUCAACCAGCCCCCGAUGACAAUAACUACACUCUGGGUCGGAUUGGGCCUCAUAAUGUGACGAUUGCGGGACUUCCGGCAGGUGUGACAGGUGUCACCUCAGCGGCUCGUGUAGCCAAACAGAUGCGAACUACAUUUCCCUCUAUAAAGUUUGGCUUGAUGGUCGGAAUUGGAGGCGGAGUGCCGAGUUACGAUCACGAUAUUCGACUCGGGGAUGUGGUAGUAAGCAAACCAGGUGACACCUCAGGAGGCGUCAUACAGUUCGACUUUGGCAAGACAGUGAAAGAGGGUCGCUUUGUGCGGAGCGGCUCUCUGAAUCGCCCUCCGGAUGUUUUGUUAAAUGCCGUCACCAGUCUGCAGGCACGACACAUGUACGAAACAUCCCAGAUCCCGAGAAUCUUGUCCGACAGUACGGCUCGAUUUCCUCUUCGCAAACAAGCAUGCUCCUAUCCCGGCGCGAGCUCUGACAAGCUCUAUCACUGGGAAUAUAACCACCUUCAGUGCCAAGCGACAUGCGCUCAGUGUGAUUCCAUACAUCUCGUCAGUAGGCCUUCACGGCCAUCCAAUGAUCCGGUAGUGCACUAUGGCUUGAUCGCUUCGGGAAAUCAGGUGAUGAGAGAUGGUGUGACACGCGAACAACUUCGCAAAGAACUAAACAUACUCUGCUUCGAGAUGGAGGCGGCAGGCCUUAUGGAUAACUUUCCAUGUCUUGUUGUGCGGGGGAUAUCUGACUAUGCAGAUACCCACAAGAAUAAACAGUGGCAAGACUAUGCCGCGGCAACGGCUGCAGCUUACGCCAAGGAGCUCCUCGGAAUCACUCAUAUUCACGGCAAUGUUAGUAAUGAGGGUGCGGAGAAGAAUAUCUCCGGACGUAUCCAAAUACUAAAUCCUAACAUCGCCUCUGACCGCGAAACAUUGUACCGACAUUUUCUCUCUUCACUUUCCACAGAUCCUAUCCCUCGCGAGGACCACUGCGCUCAGCAAGCAUACCAUGUCAGCGAGCAUAUUCUCUGGAAGUCUCACCAAGUCGGUCCUUGGGAACUGUGGCUACGUAAAUACCUGGAGGACGGAAACCCCUUAAAUAUCCGAGAUUUUAGGGGCAAAACACCUCUUCAUCAUGCGGUGGUGACGAAAUACGAGAGAAUUGAUAAGGUGAGGGCGUUAGUAGAGGCGGGGGCAGAUUUAGCCAUGAAAGAUUUCAUGGGGCAGACACCCGUGGAUCUUGCGAGGGACACGGAUGAGCAGAUCUUCCUGUUUCUUUUAAAGGCCUGGCAGAACUUGGCUGUGGCGGAAAAGAGAAUCAGGAUAGGGAAUAGAAUCAUCUCAUAG